CCUGGGCGGCGGUAGCGUGGGGGCAGCCAGGCGUGAGCAGACCGCUGUCCCCACCGUCCCCUCGCAGCUUCCCGCGUUCUGCCCGCUGCCCCCUCACAGCUUCCCGCCCUGUCCCGCGCCAGCUCUGUUACAUCCACUUGAUCCAUUUGCUCCCCAUUGGAAAGCACAAACCCAGCAGGACAGAGAAGCGGCCUGUAGGCUCGCCUUCGUGGGCACCAACCGCCAUAUGUACGACUCUGCUCCUGAAUGUGAGAAAUCUGUGAUGAGACAGAGCUAGAUUCUGAUGAUCAUCUUGACACUGUUGCUCUCAUCUGGAUAUUGACAGGAUAAAAAACUUGAACAUGCCUCGUAGCCCAACAUCAAGUGAAGAUGAAAUGGCACAAAGCUUUUCAGACUAUUCUGUUGAAUCUGAAUCGGACAGCUCCAAAGAAGAAACUAUUUAUGACACAAUUAGAGCAACUGCAGAAAAGCCAAGCAGCAGAAUGGAAGACAGUCAGAGUAACACAUUAGUGAUUCGAAUUAUAAUACCUGAUCUGCAGCAAACGAAAUGCAUUAGAUUUAACCCAGAAGCUUCAGUGUGGGUUGCAAAGCAACGAAUUUUGUGCACUUUGAAUCAGAGUUUGAAAGAUGUCCUGAAUUAUGGACUGUUUCAGCCUGCAAGCAAUGGUAGAGAUGGGAAGUUUUUGGAUGAGGAACGACUUCUUAGGGAAUACCCACAGCCAGUGAAUAAAGGAGUUCCUUCACUUGAGUUUCGAUACAAGAAAAGAGUGUACAAACAAUUCAAUCUUGAUGAAAAACAGCUGGCCAAGCUUCAUACGAAGGCUAAUUUGAGAAAAUUUAUGGAUCACGUCCACCAUCUCUCAGUGGAAAAAAUCACAAAGAUGUUGGACAGAGGACUGGACCCAAACUAUCAUGACUUAGACAGUGGAGAAACACCCCUAACUUUGGCAGUUCAGCUUGACAAUACAGUAGAAGUGAUAAAAGCUCUGAAAAAUGGAGGAGCACAUUUAGACUUCAGAGCCAAAGAUGGAAUGACAGCUCUGCACAAAGCAGCCAGAGCCAAGAACCAAGUAACCCUCAAGACCCUUUUAGAGCUUGGAGCAUCUCCUAACUACAAAGACAGCUGUGGCCUAACACCGCUGUACCACACUGCUAUUGUCGGAGGGGAUCCUUACUGCUGUGAACUGUUACUUCAUGAACAUGCUACAGUCAGUUGCAAAGAUGAAAAUGGAUGGCAAGAAAUUCAUCAGGCUUGCCGAUAUGGGCAUGUCCAACAUCUAGAGCACCUCCUCUUCUACGGCGCCGAUAUGUGUGCACAGAAUGCCUCAGGAAACACAGCGCUGCACAUCUGUGCCCUGUACAACCAGGAGAGCUGUGCAAGAGUGCUGCUGUUCCGGGGAGCCAACAAGGAGAUAAAGAAUUACAACAGCCAGUCUCCAUUUCAGGUGGCUAUAAUAGCGGGAAAUUUUGAGCUUGCUGAAUAUAUCAAGAAUCACAGGGAAGCUGAUAUUGGAUCCUGCUUCCCAUAUCCAAGUAGAAGUCCCUGGAAUCUGUUGCUGGCAGUGCCCUUUAGAGAGGCUCCCACCUAUUCAAACAGAAGGCGGAGACCCCCAAGCACCUUAGCAGCACCUCGGAUCUUGCUUCGUUCCAACAGCGACAACAAUCUGAACAUCAACAACCUCCCUGAGUGGUCAGCCUCCUCUUCUGCUUCUUCACACCGCAGCCUUUCACCUCAUCUACUUCAACAGAUGCAGAAUAAUCCUAAUGGAACUGUAAAAACUGUGGGGAGUUACACGCCAUCCUCUCGGAGCCGGUCACCGUCCCUGAACAGGCUGGGAGAGGAUGCCAAACGGCAGCAGCACAGGCACAUCAGUGCCAUUUACAAUCCUAGUGCCAACAAGGAUACUCUGUCUGCCUUGGAUUAUCAGGGUCCAAAACGCAAGCUUUACAGUGCUGUACCUGGAAGACUUUUUAUUGUCGUAAAGCCAUAUCAACCUCAAGGGGAAGGGGAAAUUCAUCUGCACAAAGGAGAUAGAGUCAAAGUUUUAAGCAUUGGUGAAGGUGGAUUCUGGGAAGGCAGCACCCGGGGACAUAUUGGAUGGUUUCCUGCAGAAUGUGUUGAAGAGGUUCAGUGCAAACCAAAUGAAAGCAAACCAGAAACUCGAACAGAUAGAACAAAGAAACUCUUCAGACACUACACAGUUGGAUCCUAUGACAGCUUUGAUGCUUCAAGUGACUGCAUAAUAGAAGAAAAGGCAGUGGUCCUGCAGAAAAAAGACAAUGAAGGAUUUGGAUUUGUGCUCAGAGGGGCAAAAGCUGACACACCAAUUGAAGAAUUCACCCCAACUCCAGCCUUUCCUGCUUUGCAGUACCUGGAAUCUGUGGAUGAAGGGGGAGUAGCAUGGCAAGCUGGCCUGAGAACUGGAGACUUUUUGAUCGAGGUUAAUAAUGAGAAUGUAGUGAAAGUUGGCCACAGGCAGGUGGUGAACAUGAUUCGACAAGGGGGCAAUCACCUAGUUCUUAAGGUUGUUACUGUAACCAGGAAUCUUGAUCCAGAUGACACAGCUAGGAAGAAAGCCCCACCACCUCCUAAGCGAGCUCCAACCACUGCACUGACCUUGCGGUCUAAGUCAAUGACCUCAGAGCUUGAAGAGCUUGAUAAGGUGGAUGAAAUAGUACCAGUUUCCAAGCCAUCAAGAAUUGCAGACAAUGCAACUGUGGACUCAAGAGUGGCAACUAUUAAACAGCGGCCUUCUAGUAGAUGUUUUCCCUCAGCUACAGAUAUGAAUUCCAUGUAUGAGAGACAGGGUAUUGCUGUGAUGACGCCCACUGUACCAGGGAGUCCUCAAGGUCCUUUUCUGGGUAUACCUCGGGGUACAAUGAGAAGACAAAAAUCGAUAGGAAUAACAGAGGAAGAACGGCAGUUUUUGGCUCCUCCUAUGCUGAAGUUUACCAGAAGUCUUUCAAUGCCUGACACCUCUGAAGAUAUCCCACCGCCACCACAGUCCUUACCUCCUUCACCACCACCACCUUCUCCUUCUCUGUACAACUCGCCCAAAUCCCUGACAUCAAGGAGCUAUGGAACUAUUAAACCUCCAUUUAAUCAGAAUUCAGGUUCAAAAAUUUCUUUGGUUAGGCCUGAGAAUGUGGGAACAAUGAUAAGGGACAAAGGGAUCUAUUACAGACGGGAACUGGACCGAUACUCUCUGGACUCUGAAGACCUGUACAGUCGGAGUGCUGCAUCUCAGGCAAAUUUCAGGAACAAGAGGGGUCAGAUGCCAGAAAACCCAUAUUCUGAGGUUGGGAAGAUUGCAAGCAAAGCAGUUUAUGUGCCGGCCAAACCAGCGAGGCGGAAGGGGAUGCUGGUGAAACAAUCCAAUGUUGAAGACAGUCCAGAAAAGACCUGCUCUAUUCCAAUCCCGACGAUUAUUGUGAAAGAGCCAUCCACCAGCAGCAGUGGGAAAAGCAGCCAAGGCAGCAGCAUGGAAAUCGAUCCUCAGUCUUCAGAGCAACCUGGGCAACUCCGCCCCGACGAUAGUUUAGGUGUCAGCAGUCCAUUUGCAGCAGCCAUUGCUGGAGCAGUGAGGGACAGGGAAAAGAGGCUGGAAGCAAGGCGUAAUUCUCCAGCCUUCCUUUCCACAGACCUGGGAGACGAGGAUGUUGGACUAACACCACCAACACCACGUAUGAGGCAAUCAAAAUUUACCGAUGAAGCAAUGUUUAGUAGUGAAGAUGGUUUUAGACAGCUUAUGUCACCAUCUCCAAUUCCCGCACCUAGAGAGCCUGAAAAUCUUUUUAAUAGCAGUGAACCCAGCAAUCAAAGUGAUUCAAGGACAUUAAAUGCUUCGUCCAAAACGAAAGGUACUGAAAACAGUACGGUGGCAGCUAAGUCCACAAAUACAUCCAGCUCAGAUAAUUACGUUCACCCCGUCACAGGAAAGCUGUUAGAUCCAAACUCGCCACUAGCCCUCGCUCUCUCUGCCAGGGACAGAGCCAUGAAAGAACAAACACAGCAGAUUCCAGGCAAAGGAGACACUGUUAAAGCUGACCUUAAUAAACCACUUUACAUCGAUACAAAGCUGAGACCCAAUAUUGAAACGACUUUUCCUGUUACUGCUACUGUCACUAGGCAAAAUACUCGUGGCCCAUUGAGACGGCAGGAGACUGAGAACAAGUAUGAAACAGAUGCAGGGAAAGAGAAGAAAACAGAGGAGAAGAAGAACAUGUUGAUAAACAUUGUGGAUACUUCACAGCAAAAGUCAGCUGGCUUGUUAAUGGUUCAUACCGUGGACACAGCCAAGUCAGAUGAUACGCCCGAAGAUGAAGAGGAAAAGAGAGCAGAAAUGGAACCAAACUCUGAAAACUCCCCUCCAGAGAGGCCAGAGGGGAGUGAGGAAGCAGAAAGUGAGCUGAACGUGCCUGCUGCAUCUGAGCCACCGGCAUCUCCCUGCAAAACCAUUGUAGCAGCGAGCUCUGUCGACGACCCUGUCAUCUUGCCGUUCCGCAUCCCUCCGCCACCCUUAGCAUCAGUCGAUAUCGAUGAAGAGUUUAUUUUUACUGAGCCACUGCCACCCCCACUAGAGUUUGCCAACAGCUUUGAUAUCCCCGAUGACCGUGCAGCUCCCGGUUCAGCUCUAACAGACUUGAUUAAGCAAAGAAAAAAUGGCACGCCUUCACCUGCACCGUUUGCCCCCAGCCAGUCAACAGAUUCCUUAGACAGUAAAAAGCAAGUGGGUCUUUCAAACUGUUUGCCUGCCUCCUUUCUGCCACCCCCUGACAGCUUUGAUAACGUCACUGACUCUGGGAUUGAGGAGGUAGACAGUCGAAGUAGUAGUGACCAUCACUUAGAGACAACCAGCACUAUCUCAACGGUGUCCAGCAUCUCUACCUUAUCCUCGGAAGGGGGUGAGAACGUGGAUACUUGUACAGUCUAUGCAGAUGGGCAAACAUUUCUGGUGGACAAACCCCCAGUACCUCCUAAGCCAAAAAUGAAGCCCAUAAUCAACAAAAGCAAUGCACUUUACAAGGACGCGCUAAUUGAAGAAACUGUAGACAGCUUUGUUAUUCCUCCUCCCGCUCCACCCCCACCUCCGAUCAGUGCACAGCCCAAUAUGGCUAAAGUUGUUCCCCAAAGGACAUCUAAGCUAUGGGGUGAUGUGACGGAGGUGAAAAGCCCAGUUCUCUCAGGCCCAAAGGCUAAUGUUAUUAGUGAAUUGAACUCAAUACUCCAGCAAAUGAACAGAGAGAAAUCCUCAAAGCCAGGGGAAGGAUUGGAGUCACCUACUGGAACAAAAACUGCAAGUCUCAGUACAAGGAGCACGGAAGUCAUGAGUACUGUCUCAGUUACAUUUAGCACUCUUCCAAGGUGGCAGAACAAGUUCAAUACGUGCUCCAUUGACUUGACCUGUAAGAUGAUGCAGACGUUGCAUAAAAAACUGAGGAGGAACGCACACUUAGAGGUACAACAAAAUGAAGCUAGUUUGAACCUGAGACCCCCCAGUUUUCAACCAGCUAAACUACUGCUAAGUUGCAAUAUGAACUCUACGAGACAGUAAAAAUUUGGGGUUAUGUACAGACACGUCUUUUGGACUUCACAGUCAGAUACUUGAAUACGCUGAACCCUGGGAGAUGCUGUUUAAUUCAGUGAGUGGUAAGUGCUUAGCUAUUUUGAACAUCGGGCCAAGAAAGAAGAAAAAGAUAGAUGAAUGUUCCCAUUGAAGUCAGUGGGAAGAUUGCCAGUAUUUUAAGUGAGAGAGGGACUUCAGCCUGUUAGCAGAAAUGGGAAUGUUUCAGCUUCUAAAAAAAAAAUAAAUAAAAAAAUGAAAAAGGUAAAAAGGUAAUGCCAAGAUGGAAAGAGGUGUAUAGCGUCUCGGAAUGCAUGUGUUCCAAGGGCCAGGGGAGGUGGGGAGGUAUCCAGUUUCUCAUUUUUAUCGCUGUUAACAGGUUUUGGCUUCUUGACAAGGGCAGCAGACUGAGCACUUCAGGGGGAGCUGGAUGCUGCCCAUCAGCCACCAGUGAUUUCUUUGCACGGCUGUUAUUGAGGUCUCAGGAGAGGUGUGUGCACCCUGCUAGAAAGCGGGUGGCUGUGGCCAAGCAUGGGCUGGGUGCUGGGGUAACAGAGCUCGAGAGCUUUCCAGGAGACUUCAGUCAGCAGGGGAGAAACACACAGAUUUGGUUAAUCUGACUUUUUUUUCUUCCUUUUUUUUUUAAAGUUAACAAGUCUCUCUCUGCAUGUUUGAACUCCCCUUGUAAUUAACACCUCUUAAUAUCUGUGAGUUUUGUAGCUCUUUAUUGACAUAAUAUUCAAGAUGUUCAAGGUGGGUAAAUUGUGUGUGGAUGGCUAGACUGCCUACCUACCAUACUUUCAGGUUCUCUUACAUUUUGCAAGGUACCUGAACUUUCUUUCCUUGAUAUGGUCCUUGAUAUGGUCCAGCCUAUCUCUAAUUUUUUUAUUGUGAUUAUUUUUGCUCACAAACAAGUGUCUAAUUAGGUCUGCAACAGCCCUAGUAUGAGUACAUAAAGUUUAGCAUUUUAAAUAUCUUUCUUUACUGCAAGUUUAAAUAGUUGUACAGAUAGUUUAUAAGCACAAUAUUUUAAGAAAAUAAGUGGCUGGUCUACUGGGCAGCCUUUGUGCCACUUCAGUGCUAGAAAGUUAAAAACAUUAAAAAAAAAAAAACAAACAAAAAAACUUUUGUGGUUUACUACUAUUUCUGUGGAAUAAUUAUAAAGUCUUGACCUUUUUAAAAUCAACCUCAUUUGGAUGCAUCUGAACCAGCAGAGCUGUGUUAUAUUUUCUAUCUUUGCUAGAACUUCUACAAAGGAGGAUGAAUAUUUCUUCAAAAGUGGUUAUAGUUACCAACGCAUUGGAUACUCGUAAAAAGCAACUUAUUUAGCCUCCUGCCCCCUUUACGGAACAACAAAUCUUUUGACUUAACAUCUGUUACUACACUAUAUUUGUAUUUGAAAGUUCCAAGUAAUCUUGUAAUAAAUUUCAAGUACUAAGGCAUUUUACUUUCAGGAGUACUGAAUUUUUCCAUAGGUGGUGUAGAAAAUGGCAGUUUCAUUCAGAUAGUCAAUACAGGCAACUUGAGGCCAUCAAAUACUUUCAGAAGUAUAAAAAUGGUAAUUUAGCCAUCAUUGUCUUCCAUUUGGUGAUAUGACAGAAUUCAGUAAAUAAACCACUAAUGCCAUGCUCUUUUUUUGUUUCUUUGGGUACAGUUGAUAUUACCUCUAUAAACAUGUGCCAGAAAAUAACAUUAGAAAAUACAGUAGUAAAAGAAAACGUAGAAGUUGACUUUUAAGCUGCUUUUUAAUCACAACCUUCUUGUUGAAUUUACGUUGAACGAGUGCUGACAUACACGGUAAAUUACAGUAAUCCCUUUCUUACACAGGUGUGUUUCUUGCUCAUGUAUCUUUUCAGGUACUGAAAGACUAGGUACAAUACAAUUAGUAGAAAAGAGGUUUAACACAUUAAAGAGCUAAUGAAAUAGUUUAUUUUUUACAUUGUGUCUUACAAAGUAAAGGUAAGGAGACCUGAGAGGACCUACUUUCACCAAUAAAAUACACCUCUGCCAAGAUGAAUUGGUCUCUAGCUCUGUGUGAUGAUUUUGCUACAGAAAGCAAUAGUAACAGAUACGACGUUGCCUCCGAGUAUUUUCAUCAGUCUGGAAAUGUUGGGGGGAGGAGAGAAGACCCAUUUAUUUCAUGCUACUAUGAUAGUGAAAAAAAGUUGUUAGAGAUCUAUGAAAUAUGUUAUGAUAUUCUGGGUUUUAGGAUCAACUUUUGUUUAUAUACUGUAAUUUAAAUAAAUUGCAUUUACAUGCCUAGUUUCUGUAAUAUUUGUGUAUACAAUACCAAAAUCUUACAAGAUGUAAAUUGUGUAUAACUGCACAGACUCCUUUCCCUAGGUGUCUGAGAACAUUUUCAGUUUAAUUCAUAUAUUAUAAAAUGACUAGAUGUGACUGUUGAUUUACAGAAUUUACAUAUCACAAAAGUUAAUUAUUUGUGGUACUUAAGUUAAUAAAAAUAGUGAUUAUUUUUUUUUCUCAGUUCUUAAAAAGCAUUACCCAGUUGAUCUGGCGAUGAUUAUGUGUAUGAGCCACAAAUAUUGACAAUUUUUCCAUUACAUUUUUUCUUUUCUUUUCUAGAUAUUAAUAUGUUUCUCGCUAUAGUUUGUGUAACAACUUGUGUUCACGUUAUCUGUUGCUGUAAUUUUUGUGCUUUAAUUCCUCUUAUUUCAACUGAUUAAAAAAAUCAAGCUCCUGUAACUUGCACUUUUCCCCAAUCCUUAAUACUCUUGUAUGGCAACCAAAAUUACUGUAAGAAAUAAAUAUAAUAUUGCACUAA
This is a messenger RNA of Falco peregrinus (peregrine falcon), 8346 nucleotides long. It is a transcript of the gene SHANK2, whose product is annotated as SH3 and multiple ankyrin repeat domains 2. The transcript is spliced from 26 exons. NCBI's taxonomy places the organism in Eukaryota, Metazoa, Chordata, Aves, Falconiformes, Falconidae. Gene Ontology annotation, cellular component: dendritic spine; postsynaptic density; postsynaptic membrane. The record is from RefSeq and is a predicted model, not a curated record. The coding region runs from base 342 to 5555 and encodes 1737 amino acids. Gene Ontology annotation, molecular function: synaptic receptor adaptor activity; ionotropic glutamate receptor binding.